This is a messenger RNA of Ilyonectria robusta, 1836 nucleotides long. RefSeq names its product pyridoxal phosphate-dependent transferase. Lineage: Eukaryota; Fungi; Ascomycota; Sordariomycetes; Hypocreales; Nectriaceae. Bases 458 to 1651 code for a protein of 397 amino acids. The transcript has 2 exons. Gene Ontology annotation, molecular function: pyridoxal phosphate binding; catalytic activity. The record is from RefSeq and is a predicted model, not a curated record. Gene Ontology annotation, biological process: biosynthetic process.
ACUUAUUCGACGAGAGAUCCUGCAGGUUCAUGGUUGGACUGACGUAGACAAACUAUUCACGACAAUGCCCAAGUUGCCAGAAUUGGGUUACCAAGCUGCAUUCCCUCAAUCAGAUAAAUAAAUUAUACGAUCUGAUGAUGCCCAUUCGUGAACGAGGCGACGACGAACUCCCCGCGCGUCUCUGGGCGGAUACUGAUAAGGUUUCGCAACCACCGGGUUCUCCUCAGAACGCUACGCUCUGUUUGGCCAGCGCGUCAACGAAGUGAGAGUGUGGGGUAAGAUGCGACCCCAAUCCAUCCAGAGCGCACCUUCAUCUCAGUGUGUAACAUAGUCGUUGAUACUAUAGCCCGCAUUGCAUAUCCAGGCCUCUUGGGAAGACUGCAGAAACCGUCGGUUGUUGCUGACUCGAGAAACUCACCAAGAACUGGAACAAUAUAGUUUCCACCGGAAUCGUACCAUGGUGCAGAUCAAGCCGUUCAAGGUCGAACAAUGGAUGGACCGGUUCGAGACGACUCCGGGCGUUCUGAACAUUGCUGAGACGUGCGCUGCAUCGGUUUCCAUCGACGACCUGGUCCGCAUGUGCAAUGACCCCGCAGCUCCAGGUCCUCUUGACACCAGCAUCAAACUCACAUAUGGCCCAAUUCUGGGAUCGCAAGCUUUGCGGGGGCGGGUCGCCGCUCACUGCAGUCUAGAUGGGGAGCAGCUCUCUGCCGACAACGUGAUCAUCACUCAGGGAGCUAUUGGAGCAAACUUCCUGGCUCUCUACACUCUACUGGGGCCCGGCGACCAUGUGGUUUGCGUGUAUCCGAUUUACCAGCAGCUCUAUGAGGUGCCCAGAAGCCUGGGAGCUGAAGUCUCGUUGUGGAAGCUGCAAGCGGAGGACGGCUUUGUGCCUAACGUGGACGUUUUGAAGAGCCUGAUCAAGGAGAACACAAAGAUGAUCAUUAUCAACAACCCCAACAACCCCACAGGAGUCCCCAUCCCGACCAGCAUCCUGCAGCGCAUUGCGCAGGUGGCUGAGGCUAACGGCAUCAUCCUCUUCUCAGAUGAGGUCUACCGUCCGCUGUUCCACGGCGGAGCUGCGGGGCAAUGUGAAGUGCCGGCACCAGCAACAACCCUCGGGUAUGAGAGGACGGUUGUCACUGGGUCGAUGUCGAAAGGAUUUGCUCUAGCUGGCAUACGCGUCGGCUGGGUGGCAACCAAAGAUGAGGCCAUCUUAUCGGCCAUGGCUUCGGCCCGUGACUACAACACUAUCAGUGUGUCCCAGAUGGAUGACCAGAUAGCGAGCUAUGCCCUGUCUCCGGCGGUGCGAGAGCCCCUGGUUACGCGGAAUAUGACGCUGGCUAGGACCAAUGCGAAGUUGCUCAAGCGGUUCGUGGACGACCACGGCUCGGUCUGUUCGUGGGUGGAGCCCAGAGCCGGGACAACGGCAUUCAUCCGAUUCAAGAGCCACGGAGAGCCCGUCGACGACGUUGGCUUUUGCAUGGAUCUGCUCGAGAAGACCAACGUUUUUUUCUGCCCAGGGUCGCACUGUUUUGGCGACGACAAGGACUUUGCAGGCUACGUGCGGAUGGGAUAUGUGUGCGAGACGGAGGUGUUGGAGGCAGGGCUGAAGAAGCUCGAGGGAUACGUCCAGAGAUAUCUAUCGUGAAUAGAAACCGCAACCGCGCAGCAUACGGUGACAUGCCCUGAACUGCACCCUGGACUGUGCCCGCGCCGAGAGCGCAUUGUCGCACAUGAAACAUUGGCAGCGCGUCAGAGAAAAUUGGAUGGAUGCGGAGCGUCGUGAAAGGCGCGGAUCGACGGCACAGACGUAGAGCUCUCGGCCGAGGCGUC